Molecule: messenger RNA, 5038 nt
Organism: Schistocerca gregaria
Lineage: Eukaryota; Metazoa; Arthropoda; Insecta; Orthoptera; Acrididae
Product: ankyrin repeat and BTB/POZ domain-containing protein 1
Exons: 1
Coding region: 89-1480 (463 amino acids)
Cellular component (GO): cytoplasm; ubiquitin ligase complex
Molecular function (GO): protein binding
Source: RefSeq, a predicted model, not a curated record
ACUUCAUUGACGUCAAAGUAGUUCGGAGGAGGAAGAUAGACAGUGUGCAGUUUACAGUGAUGUUUGUAGUAAAUAUAACGUAUUGAUAAUGAGAGAAGAACUGUUCAGAUGUUGUAAACAAGGAAAUGCAACGCGAGUGAAGUACUUACUGGAAAACACUGACAUCAAUCCAAAUGUUAGAGACGAAUGGGAUAGUACGCCGUUAUAUUAUGCUUGUCUCUGUGGUCACAGUCAGGUGGUUGACUUGUUGUUAAUGAAUGGUGCUCAUUGUGAUGCCAAUACGUUUGAUGGAGAGCGUUGUGUUUAUGCAGCACUUACUGACGAAAUAUCUGAAAAGCUACGAAGUUACAGAGUUCUGUCCAGUCGUACGAUGCGACGUGAUUAUUAUGACGAAUUCUUACGCCGCCUGUUGCAGUGUAGUGAAUACAGCGAUGUAUCAUUUGUUGUUCACGACGAAGAGUUUCAUUUGCACAAAUGUAUACUUUCCUCAAGAUCAGCAUACUUUUGCGACAAGUUUAGAGCCAAAUGGCAAGAUCGACAAGUUGUGACUGUUAAGAACAGUUUAGUAAAGUCGAACGCUUUUAGAGCACUGAUACAAUACUUGUACACAGGACGUUUAGAAACCCACCUGGACUCUGUGGAUGAUUGUAUUCUUCUGAGUUCCAAUUGCAAGCUGUUUGUCCUGGAAGAAGAGCUGAAGAAAGCACUUAGAAAAGUUACUUCAUCUGAAUAUGUCAAACCAGGUAUGCAUGUCAAAGUUAUUGUGUUAGAAUCGUCUGAGCUUACCGGUCAACUUCAAGAAGACUUUGGAAGAAUGGCUGAUGACGUUGUAAGUUGUUAUGAACCGCAAAACUUUGCUGAUUUGUGUUUAUACGUUGACGGGCGUUCAUUUUAUUGCCAUAAAUUGUUUGUUUGUGGCCGGAGUGAGUAUUUUAGCACCUUAGUGAGAAAGGAUCAUUUCAACGAAGUGAAUAUUGAUACCGAGUUUGAUGUUCCAGUGAUAAGAAUUAAUGGAGUGCCUGUGGAAGUCCUUGCAGCAGUAUUGUAUUAUAUAUAUACCAAUGCUGUCAAUGUUCCUCCAGACCUUUUAUUGGAUCUUCUACAUGCUGCGGACAUGUAUUUGCUACCAGGUCUAAAAAAGUCUUGUGCAGCAUUGUUGGGUCAGUAUUUGAACACAGAAAGUGUGAUCGCAUACUUACACACAGCACGUUUGCUUGGCUUACCACAACUUGAAGACCAGUGUGCAAAAUUCAUUGCACAGAACAUUUACACAAUGCGGAAUAAUAAAUCAUUACAUCAGAUGAUUUUACAAGAUGCAAUGGAUAUUCAACAUCGACAAGAGACGGACAGUAUUUCUAUUGUUGAUGAUAUCAGGUACCAUAUCACCUCACACAUUGCCAGUAUCAGUGAAACAAUUGAAGCAAAUAACAAGUUGAAGGAAAUUGAUGAAUUGCUUGAAACCUUGGGGCUGGAUGCAUAAUCAAAGUCAUUGUUAUCAACUGUAUCUCUUGUUUUGUUUGUUGAUUUUUAUUUUAUAAAACAUGUUGACAUUUUUAACUUGAAAUAAACUAAUGUGGAUCAGUCAAGCUUUUCAUCUAAAUCCUAGCAGAUGUGGAUAAAUUGAUUCCAUCACCCUGUUUUAAGUAUUCUGCAAAGCGUUCCAGAAAAAGUGGGAUGCUCAUUAUAUAGUUUCCUUUAACUUUCAUUUGCUUGAAAUUUUCAGUGUACUGGUUAUAAACUGCCUGUAAUUCAAUGCAGUGAUGAUUCCUUUAAAUUUCUCAGCAUUCUACAAUUAAUAUCUUGGGUCAAGAGGAAUAUUCAAUACGAGUCAGCUUUGGCCAGUGAGAUAAUGUUAAUGGCUGAGACUGUGAAGGCACGUUUUGGUGUGUAUAUUCAGUUUUGUUGUUAGUUGGUAAAGCGAAUGAAUGUAGAGAGGGGGUGUGGGGGGCACGCAACCCUGGUUGUGUUGACAGACUGAUCUGUACCUUUGCCCAAGGUCUAGGUUAAGUUGGAAGAUAACAGUGUGGUUGAGAGUUGGUGAAGCCAGCAAAUGUUAAAAAGAAUCUGGUUGUGUUGGCAGAAUGAAUCGUAGAUUAGCCCAUUCGAAAACAAUCGCAACUGAUAUAACGUUAUAGUCACCACGUUGUUUAUGCUGUUUGUUGCAUGUUUCCUGCAUCACUGGUCAUGACUUUAUUCCAUAUAUCUAACACACAGCUACAGCUGUACAGAAUUGAAUGUUUGCUGUAACAACAACCAACUGAAUCACAUCACAUAAGUGCAAAGACUAAGAAGUUAGAAGAAAUAAUCUGAACAUUUUCGAUAGAAACUUUUUCCAUAGCAGAUCACCACCUCCAAUAAUUUUUAUGUUGUGAUCAAAUUCUUCAUAAAAAAAUUCACCAAUCUUGAUUUUGACAUGUCUGAUGACAUACCUAGUAAUUCUCCCAUGUUAUUUUUCACCACCUGUACUUUUCACAAGUUGAAAAUUAUUUGUCACCUCAUUAUAAUUUCAGUGGCUUAUGUGAAGCUGUUACCGUGCACACCCCAAAACUUUCAACGGACAAUAUCUUGUAACCUGUAUCCCAUUAAGUUUUACUGAUAUACAGCAAAACCAGUUUCCCCAACUCCUAUGCCAUUUCGUGUCUGUCAGUAGUAGACAUGUGGCUUUAAAUGGGCUGCUUGUUGGCGAGAUCAGGUAGGAAUGCAUUAUUUUGGUUUGAAAAACAGUUGGUACAGUCAAUUUGCACAAAAAUUUGCUGUUUUGUAAAGUUCGUUUUUUAAUUCCAUGUCUAUCUAAUUGUGCCUCCUGCUAUUAGCAAUAUUGUUUGUAGCCUAUAGUGAAUGUUUGUAGCAAUGUUGUUUCAUGUGUUGGUAAACAAGUAGAAAAUUUACAUGCACACACCUCUUUCUGCCAUUGCUGCACUUAAAUGGAUUUGGAUCUGUUACAACCUUUCUAGCAUGUCUCUCAACUGAUACGAAUUAUGGUAUGUCGUGGAAAUAACUGUAACACAUGUAAUGAAAAAAUAAUAAUUUUUCUUGAUUUUAAAUAGUGAAAAAUCAGGGAUGAAAUAACAACCAUGUGAAACAGGAUAGAUUGCUACUCACCACAUGAUGUUGAGGGACAUGUGCACAAGUAAAGGAGGCUGAGCUUCUGUUGGACAAAGCCAUUCUUUAGAGGUAAAAAAACAGUCGGGCCAUCACACGAAGGGAUGAAAGAUGCAAUUGUUGUAUCACAAUAAAGCAAAGUGGACUUAUAGAAUGUGAUAUUGGAUCCUCUCUGAAAUCUUGGUUGUGGUGGCAGACCAAUCUGUAGCAUAGCCUGAAUUUCAAAUAGCAUAGCCUAAUGUUUACAUUGACACCAUAUUUAAUACAAUAUUUUGAUGCAUAUUAUAUACACACAUCAAGGAUAAACUAUUGAAAACCAAGCAGGGGGUUCUCUUCGUAGUUUUUUACUUGUAAAGUGCCCUGCUAUUUUGUGGCCUAAUUAAAUCAUAUCAGAUCAGUGAUGCUGUGUGAAAUGCAUACAAGAGAUUUGUAUGCAAUUCAAAGAUGGUAGAAAAACAAGAACAAUAAAACAGACUAUAAAUUAAGAAAUGUAAAUACGCAACAAAAGGAUUGAAAGGAGGACAAAAAUGCUUGUAAGAGAUAAGCUGACCUCAGUCUGGAUGUUGAUUUUUAACAUUGUAUUGCUUUCUUAAGAAUAGAAUUUCCCUUGCUUCUUGAUCUUUGAAUUUACUUACGUAAUCAUCUACAAUGCGAAGUGUAAUCCAAACCACCAUGCAGCUUGAUGUGUUUCACUUGCACCAAGCAUUGCCAUAGGUGAAAGAAGUAAUACAUGUCAGAAAUAUACCAGGUGUGCAUUCUGACCAUGAUGGGCCAUCCAGUGCUUACUGGCUACUGUGUCAUCGUCUGCUUUGUGGCAUCAGUUGGAUGCAGUAUGGAGGGGCGUCAGGUUCCCACAAAAAAAAAAAUAGUGGUUUUCUGCUAUCGCACAUACAGCAGUUUAGUGUUUUAUAUUCCUCCUGUUUUAUUGGUAAUUUGCUUGUGUAAAGAUCAUUUUACAGUGGUGUAGAUCCAAUCAACUUCAACAACACAAACAUAAGUCGUAUAUACAUACGUGUUAAACAAGAAUAGGAGAGGAUAGGUAGUGAACAGCUUAUAGGAUAUUGUUUUUUAUACACUGUUUACAAAGAUGAGACAGCAAUCUCAAAGAAAUGGCACUGUAAAUGGAUAUUUUAAAUUUUUUAUCCACACUGAUUUACAAAUGCGCACCCUUAACUCUACUAUGUUACAAGAUAACUUCAUCUCAAACCUUGUCUUACAGCGAGAUUAAAAGGUGAACACUGGCUAGUACUAUGUGAAAGAUAUACAGUUUCCUGAACAAUUUUUUUAAGAGAAUUAUGUAUACUUAUACCAUAACUUAAGUGCUUCCGGAGACCACAAAACAAGAUGAAGUACAGUGAUAAUGUCUGCUCUAAGAGGUGCACUACUAAUAUUGUGAGACAUGAUACGAUGACGUGGAUACAAGAUAUGCCAGAAACCUUGCCAUAGAUAUGGUCAGCAUGUGACAUGUGGGUGUUUCUCUGUCCAUGGCAUGUAGAACAUCAGUAGUGUGUGUGCUCUGUUUAGCACUCACCUUUCUUGUUGCCUUGCAGUCUUUCAGAAAAACUCGUAUUGUGCAAUGCCUGAGAGGAUGUGUAAUUUAUUGAUGUUUGAAGUCUUGGAACUUCCUAAUAGAAUAAAUUUUGGAGACAUGAACUUACUUUUUGUGGGAAAAAUGUGUCUCCAUGAGCUUGUUUUAUUGAGCUGACAAGAGCAAAAACUGUUUGAAUUUGCAUCCAGAUGAAGAUAACUACAAAAUGUUGUUGCAUGCAAUCUCAUCUCGUAGUAUUACUUUAAUGGUGAGAACACUGUUGUGUAGGCAUUAAUAUCUGUUUUUGCAAGUGCACUUGAAAAUGUAAAAUUGGCACAAAUUCUGAAGCCAUCACAAAAGCAGCAAGGAGAUACAUCAGGCUUUUAUGUAAAAAAAAAUAUUGAGAUA